This is a messenger RNA of Humulus lupulus (European hop), 1476 nucleotides long. RefSeq names its product UPF0481 protein At3g47200-like. The transcript is spliced from 2 exons. The coding region runs from base 1 to 1476 and encodes 491 amino acids. The record is from RefSeq and is a predicted model, not a curated record. NCBI's taxonomy places the organism in Eukaryota, Viridiplantae, Streptophyta, Magnoliopsida, Rosales, Cannabaceae.
AUGACAAGUGAAAAUGAGCGAAGUGAAGUUGACUUCAAAUUUGGUAAUGGGGAAGUAGCAUCGGCCAAUUCUAAACUACAUGAAGUAAUUGAUGAGUUGAUGAGAAAAAAGACCAAUGUGGAGAGGAGAUUAUCAGGUCCCGACAAAGUCCCACAACCGAAGAUACAGAAGGUUCCUCAGGUCCUUAGAGAUGAACAGAAGAAUUUUGAGACGUACUACCACCCAAAGUGGAUAUCAAUCGGUCCAAUUCAUCAUGGCAACCCCAAAUUCCAGCUUGCAGAGCAACGAUUCAAGUUUCUCUUCGCAGCAGAGUUCGUCAAAAACAGCGGCCACCAAUCCCAGGAGCACCUUUACAAAAAAGUAAUGGAAAAUAUUAAGGUGCUGAAGCUAUGUUUCGAUGAUGAGGUGCUCAAGGAGUAUUAUCGUAAAGAUGGCAAGGAUGAUGAGGCCUUGGGGUGGAUGUUGUUCUUGGAUGGAUGUUUUACACUCCAAUUCAUUUACAGCAUUAUGAAGGAUGAGUCGAUGACACAUUUUGAGAUUAAAAAUGACCAGGUUGCUUUUGUGUUACACGAUUUUUUCUUGUUAGAGAAUCAAAUCCCAUACCUUGUCCUGAGCCUGUUGAUGGAGAAUUCGGAAAAGGAAUUCUCUGAGAAUUUGGAGGGCUCGAUCAAGCAGUUUCUUAGUUUGAGUGUUUUGACACCUGAGAAGUAUGGCAAGCCUACGAUGGUCCCUCCAAAGGACUACAUGCCAAGUUCUGACGAAGAGAACCCCGCCGAGGAGAAACAACAAACUUUUCGUAAGCGAAGUGUGACGGAUCUCAAGACAGCCGGAAUCAACUCAAAACAGAGCAAGAGUAGCUCUUCAAAAGACAUAAACUCAAAACAGAGCAAGAGUAGCUCUUCAAAAGACAUAAAAGAACAAACUUUUCGUAGUGUGAUGGAUCUCAAGGCAGCCGGAAUCAACUUAAAACGGAGCAAGAGUAGCUCUUUAAAAGACAUAAAAUUUUCUUCGAGACUCUUCUCAGCUGAACUAGAACUUCCACCAAUAACAGUAGAUGACUCAAUGGCUCCUAAAUUCUUGAACCUGAUCGCCUUUGAAAUGUGUCCAGACAAUACCAAGACCGAGUACGAAGUGUCAUCUUACAUAAGUUUCCUAGACUCACUCAUUGAUUAUCCCAACGAUGUGAAAGAGUUGAGAUCAUCUCACGUACUCCACAACCUUCUUGGCUGUGACAAAGAAGUGGCAAAACUUUUUAAUAAGAUGGGCAGAUAUUUGGUGCCAAAUCCUGCGGUGUACGAGGAGGUGAUAAGCCAAAUAGAGAAGCACUACCACAACAAGUGCCUGACUUGGAUAGCUCAGGUCUUGAACGAACAUUUCAGUACUCCUUGGACGAUUGUCACUUUUGUGGCUGCGUUUUUGGCUCUUGGUAUGUCCGUUAUUCAGACCUAUUACACUAUCUAUCCUAGAGGAGAAUGA